Molecule: messenger RNA, 3589 nt
Organism: Amphibalanus amphitrite
Lineage: Eukaryota; Metazoa; Arthropoda; Thecostraca; Balanomorpha; Balanidae
Product: sodium-coupled monocarboxylate transporter 1-like
Exons: 15
Coding region: 476-2413 (645 amino acids)
Biological process (GO): sodium ion transport; transmembrane transport
Cellular component (GO): membrane
Molecular function (GO): symporter activity
Source: RefSeq, a predicted model, not a curated record
GCAGCGAGAGGACUCAGGCUGCGGGCCGCCCGCUGCCUGCUGUUGUGGUGCGGCAGGUCAGCCGAGGGCGGGGCGUGCUGUGUUUUCACCUGGUGCGCGGCGCAGCGCGCGGGGCGCGGGGCGGGCCCGUCCGCGAGCCGCGCUGAAGGUCGUCCUGUACGGGCCGUCUGCACACUACGUCGGUGACCGCGCGGCGCGCAGGGACGGCUGUUCAGUGCUGUGUGGCGCCGCUGUCCAGUCGGCCACUUUCCCAGCCCGCGGCCAGUGCGCGAGCGGCCCGAGCACGAGCGGCUACUCGUGGACGGAGCGGAGCGGCCGGACCCAGGGCGAGAGGACUCUGCGGGCAGGGGUCGGUGAGCGCCACCAGCACAGUCACGUUCAGCCGAGGGACAGACUGACCUGACCUGACCUGACCUGACCUGACCUGACCUGACCUGACCUGACCUGGCCUGACCUGGUCCGUCCGGUCGACGCCAUGGCCACGGACGCGGUAACUGCCGUCGCCGAGACCGUUCAGAAGGUCGGCAUCAACGUGGAUGAACUGGUGACGCGCUUCUCAGCGGUGGACUAUGUGGUGUUUGCGCUCCUGCUGGCCAUCUCUCUGGGCAUUGGCCUCUACUACGGCCUCUGUCACAGUAAGGAGAUGGCAGACACGGAAGGGUACCUGCUCGGAGGCCGUCAGAUGGGCACCUUCCCGGCGGCCAUGUCGCUCAUAGCCAGUUUUAUGUCGGCUAUCACUCUACUAGGGACUCCUGCAGAAGUGUAUCAGAACGGCACACAGUACUGGCUCAUAGGCUUCUCGUACUUUCUUGUCACGCCGGCCGCAGCGUAUCUCUACAUGCCGAUCUUCUUUGACCUCAGGGUCAUCUCAGCGUACGAGUAUUUGGAGCUGCGGUUCUCAAAGACCAUCCGUGUGUUGGGAGGAGCGAUUUUCUGUAUUCAAAUGGCCAUUUACAUGGCAAUCGUGGUGUAUGCCCCUUCACUGGCUCUGUCACAAGUAACUGGAAUCAACGUCUACCUCUCGGUCUGCGUCAUCUUCUUCGUCUGCAUCAUCUACACCACACUGGGCGGCAUGAAGGCGGUGCUGUGGACGGACACCGUGCAGGUCAUCAUCAUGUUCGGCGCCAUCAUGGCCGUCAUUAUCAAGGGCUCGAUCGACGUCGGCGGCUUCGACGUGGUGUGGCAGACGGCCGUCAAUGGAGACCGCAUCGAGUUCUUCAACUUCGACCCGAGCCCGGGCGUGCGGCACACAGUGUGGACGCUGGUGAUCGGCGGCUACUUCACCUGGAUCACCAUCUACGGCGUCAACCAGGCCCAGGUGCAGCGGUACCUCUGCGUGUCCACCAAACGCAAGGCGGCCGCUGCCAUCUGGAUCAACUGUUUCGGCCUAUUCGCGCUCCUCACCAUCUGCGGAUACGCCGGUCUGGUCAUCUACGCUAAGUACGAGCACUGCGACCCGCUGACCUCCAAGAGCGUGUCCACGCCCGACCAGCUGUUCCCGCUGUUCGUCAUGGACACCAUGGGACAGAUCCCCGGCGUGCCAGGAUUGUUCGUGGCGGGCAUCUUCAGCGGUGCCCUCAGCACGGUCAGCUCCGGCAUCAACUCUUUGUCGGCUAUCACAGUGGAGGACUUCAUCAAGCCCUUCACCAGCCGCGACAUCUCUAGCGAGAAGCAGGCCAAGUGGUCCAAGUGGCUGGCAAUCGGAUUCGGUUUGCUCUCGUUCGUACUAGUUUUUGUUGCUGAACAGCUUGGAGAUAUUCUACAGGCGGCGCUGAGCAUUUUCGGCAUGGUCGGCGGACCUCUGCUGGGUCUCUUCACCCUGGGAAUGUUUUUCCCUUGGGCUAACCAUAUCGGCGCAUUGGUAGGCACCUUUUCCGGCCUGAUCGUCAUAUUCUGGGUCGGAGUGGGCUUCCAGAUCGAGAAGGCGCUCGGUCGCAUCCACUCGACGAAGUUGCCCACCUCGAUCGACGACUGUCCGCGUUUCAACGUCUCUGAGAUAAUGACGACCACGACGCUGGCACCAUCGACGGCCACCGUCCCGGCACCCACCGAGGACCCGGGUGACGCGCUCGGCAUCUACUACCUCUCCUACAUGUACUACUCGGCGCUGGCCUCCUCCGUGGUGGUCAUAGUCGGCAUGCUGGUCAGCUUUGCCACCGGCACGCGCGACCCUCGCAAGAUGGACCCUCGCCUCAUCGUCCCGCUGGGCACUCGGCUGGGCUGUUGUCUGCCGGAACGGUGGAGGAGCGCGCUCAACUUCCACGUCGGAGAGGAGUUUGACACGGAGGACAUUGACGGUCUGGAAAUGAAGAAGGCGCCGCCUCCAUCCAAUGGCCACCACCACGACCCUGGCCACGAGAACUACGGGGGUCCUCAGCUGCGCAGCUACACAGAACUGGACAGCGACCGGUAGACGCCGGUGUAGACAGGAGAUAACGACCGGUAGACGCCGGUGUAGACAGGAGACACCGACCGGUAGACGCCGGUGUAGAUAGACAGCGAGCGGCAGACGCUCGUGGGGAGCUGUAGGACACAGCUCUGCACCCGCAGUGAGCUGUGUGUGUCGGACGGGGACCACUGUGGCUGGCCACAGCCGCCCGACCCGGCCCCCAGCGACGGCGACCAGUUUCAGACGCCGGCCGAUAGGUGUCGUGCAGGUCUACCAGCUCGGGCCCAUCCCCUACAUUCCGAGACAGUGCAGAAUGCCAGCUUCAUUCUGUGAGGUCUCAUUUUGAACUGUAUUCCAAGUGCAUGUGACAAGUGUAUGUGAGUUUGUCGCGGGUCCGUGUUUCCUGAUUCGUUGCAUUUUAGCGUUUUGGUGACGGAGAAGCUAACACAACGAUAGUUACUUCGUAGACUCGAGACCUUAGGCAUGAUGCGGAAGUCUGGGAGAAUGAAGUGUGGCGUCCUCCGUUCCGUGGCUUCUAUCCUCAGGACACUGAAAUCCUUCUCCUCCACGCCGCAACCCCCCUCCGGGCUGGACAGGCAACUUUAUCUUAUGCGGGCUGCUCCCUUGGAGCAGCACCGCUGCUCCCGAGGGAACACACCCGUAGCCGGGUUCAGUGAAUACCUUGGGGCUGGUCGGCCUGUCCAUUCGGCCGGGCGCAGCUCCGGUGACUCACUAGGGUGCCUGCCCAGAUCAAUUGUCUCCCCCUGAUUCCUAUCAUCCUCCCGGCUCUGAAAUGGUCUAAUUGGACCAAAAGGGUCGAACCCAACAAAACAAAACAAGCGAAGUCUGGGAGGAUGAAGUGCGGUGUGCUCAUGAUGUAUCUGGUGCGGCUGAUCGUACAUUAGGGGGUUGAUAGAUGGACAUUUUAUGCAAGCUCGAGGCUACCGUUUUAGAAGUAUUUAGACCCACUGCUAUAGCGGUGUUUCAUUUAGAUGCCACGAAAAGGUGAAGUUUUAUCACUUUUUGUCUACUUUAGAUGAAAUGCUAUCACAUAAAUCAUGUUUGAACUUUGAAGUCAAGUGACGAACAGCGGGCCAACAUACACGGUGUCAACAUAUUCCAUGCUGUCUUCCUGCUUGUUUUGUGUUGUGAAUGUGUGUCAGUUAUCAUGAGUGCUCAAAUAACAUGAGACACCGUUUA